Aspergillus viridinutans is the source of this 1638-nucleotide messenger RNA. Its product is annotated as sugar porter family MFS transporter. Gene Ontology annotation, cellular component: plasma membrane. Lineage: Eukaryota; Fungi; Ascomycota; Eurotiomycetes; Eurotiales; Aspergillaceae. The record is from RefSeq and is a predicted model, not a curated record. The transcript has 2 exons. Gene Ontology annotation, biological process: carbohydrate transport; transmembrane transport. Gene Ontology annotation, molecular function: carbohydrate:proton symporter activity. Bases 1 to 1638 code for a protein of 545 amino acids.
AUGGGUAUCGAGACAGAAACCCACCAUGGGGAAUCCAUCACCCCCGCCCCGCAGCCUCAAUACUCCAGCUCCGACUCGGUGGCUGCUGAGAAGCCCCUCGAUCUCGGAGUCAACACCCCCAUCCCCCGCCUGACCCUGCGGUCCGCCAUCAUGGGGCUGUUCGUCUCCAUGGGCGGUCUGUUGUUCGGAUACGACACUGGUCAGAUCUCCGGUUUUCAGGAGAUGAGCAACUACCUGCACCGGUAUGGUGAAUACAGCAACGGCAAGUACAGCUUCAGCCACGUUCGCUCCGGUCUCAUCGUCGCUCUGCUGUCCGUCGGUACCCUGAUCGGUGCGCUGGUCGCCGCUCCCAUCGCCGAUCGGCUUGGCCGCAAGUGGUCCAUCACCCUGUGGAACAUCAUCCUCAUCAUCGGUAUCGUUGUCCAAAUCACCUCUCCCGCCGGUCACUGGUGGCAGAUGGUCGUCGGCCGUUGGGUCACCGGUCUGGGUGUCGGUGGCUGCUCGCUGCUUGUCCCCAUGUACCAGGGUGAGAGUGCUCCGCGUCACGUCCGUGGUGCCAUGAUCAGCUGCUACCAGCUGUUCGUGACGCUGGGUAUCUUCGUGGCCUAUCUGAUCAACCUGGGAACCGAGAGCAUGGACGGCACCGCCCAGUGGCGCAUCACCCUGGGCCUGACCAUCGUUUUCGCCUUGAUCUUGGGCGGCGGCAUGGCCUUCUUCCCCGAAUCCCCUCGCUUCGAGUUCCGUCACGGCAAAAUCGACAGCGCCCGGCGCACCAUGGCCAAGCUGUACGGUGUGCCCGAGAACCACCGCGUCAUUGUCCAGGAACUCUACGAGAUCCAGAAGCAGCUCGACGCCGAGUCGGGCGUGCAGGUGUGGCACGAGUUCUUGACCGGGCCGCGCAUGCUCUACCGUGUCGCUCUGGGUAUGCUCCUGCAAUGCCUGCAGCAGCUUACCGGCGCCAACUACUUCUUCUACUACGGAACCACCAUCUUCCAAGGCGCUGGUCUCUCUAACAGCUUCGUCACCUCCGUCAUCCUCGGCGCCGUCAACUUCGUCACCACCUUUGGCGGUCUGUACGUGGUGGAGAACUUUGGUCGCCGCAAGUCCCUCAUCUUCGGCGCCGGCUUCAUGUUCCUCAUGUUCAUGAUCUUCGCCUCCAUCGGCCACUUUAUGCUGGAUGUCAACGAGCCCACAAAUACCCCCACCGUCGGCAAGGGCAUGAUCGUCCUCGCCUGCUUCUUCAUUGCUGCAUUCGCAAUGACCUGGGGUCCCAUGGUCUGGGCCAUCGUCGCCGAGCUCUUCCCCUCCAAGUACCGCGCAAAGGGCAUGGCCCUCGCCACCGCCUCCAACUGGCUCUGGAACUUCCUGCUCAGCUUCUUCACCCCCUUCAUCACCGGCGCCAUCGACUUUGCCUACGGCUAUGUCUUCGCGGGCUGUCUCCUCGUCGCCGCUUUCGUCGUCUACUUCUGCGUCAUCGAGGGCAAGGGCCGCACGCUCGAGGAGAUCGACUGGAUGUACGUGAACCAUGUGGCGCCGUGGAAGAGCAGCAAGUUUGAGAUUCCGGCGACUGAGUGGGAGGAGGGACCUGGUGCGCAGUUCCGCAAGGAGGAGCAGGCCUUCCAUGCGGAGAUUGCGUAG